Molecule: messenger RNA, 1213 nt
Organism: Aspergillus candidus
Lineage: Eukaryota; Fungi; Ascomycota; Eurotiomycetes; Eurotiales; Aspergillaceae
Product: AIM24 family protein
Exons: 4
Coding region: 87-1043 (318 amino acids)
Source: RefSeq, a predicted model, not a curated record
CAAUUCAAUAGCGGGGUAGUCAUACAAGAAGAUCCGCGUCGUUGCGAGCAUCCUCCUACGGAAAAGCCAAAAACUCACGACCGAAAAUGACGAAUUAUGCUCCUCCAGCCCAGGAGAUUCAAUAUCCUCGCUUCCAGCAGAACUCUCAGGUUUCUGCAGCAUAUCCUCCUCCGAACUUUAGCUACCCGCCGCCUCCCAAGCAGCCGGCAUCUCCUCCGGUGACCGGAUCUAAUAACCCGUAUGCAGCGAGCGUAUCUCCUCCUCCGCAAUCCUCGACACCUCAGCCUGCUGCCCCCGCUGUGCAACCCCACAGAUCAUCUGUCAGCUCGGCGCAAUUUGGCCCGCCCGUUAAUGCGACCAAUCAAGACGAAGUCGGCACGUUCAAUGGUGGGAGCUUCAGAGUUAGCCAUCGAGACAGCAAUUCGAUUGUCACCCUGCAGUUGGCUGUGGGCUGUCCGAUAGAGGCCAAGCCAGGGGCGAUGAUCUCCAUGUCUCACACCAUCUCAGUCAGGGGAAAGAUAAGUUUUUCUCUGAAAAAAAUGUUUGCCGGCGGCGAGAUGUCAUAUUCGAUCUUCACUGGACCUGGUGAACUCUUACUGGCUCCAUCAACCUUGGGCGACAUUAUUGUUCUGCGCUUGAAUGGCACAGAUUCGUGGAAAGUCGGCAAAGAUGGAUUUUUGGCGUCGACAAGCGCUGUCCAGAAGGACUACCAAAGCCAAGGGUUAACCAAAGGUGUCUUCUCCGGCGAAGGACUGUUCAUUUACAAGAUGAGCGGAUCAGGCCUUGUCUGGCUGCAGAGCUUUGGUGCUAUCAUCAAGAAAGAUCUCCGUGACGGUGAGGCAUAUUUCGUCGACAACGGCCAUCUUGUGGCGUGGAAUUGCAAAUACAGGAUGGAGCGUGUUGCUGGAGGAGGCAUAAUGUCCAACCUGGCCUCCGGAGAAGGUCUCGCGUGUCGCUUCGACGGCCCGGGGACCGUGUACAUGCAGACGAGAAACGUCCAAGCCUUUGCCGCCCAUAUCGGUGCGCAUACUGCCAGUAAUUGAGGGCGGAUAACGGUAGAUUGAUGCUUAUGAGCUGGUCUCGGAACAGUGUUAUUGUUUUUGGUUCGUAUUUCCUUUAUCGGGGUUUCUGUUGUCUUCAUUUGUUACUUGGGAGCGAAAUGCACCUGUAUAUGAUGAUAUAUAGCAUGUUUCAUUAAUGAGUCCCUUCUCAA